GCCAGUAUUUCCUUCGAAAAAGUUACGAUCAAUACAAAAUUUACUGAACCACAAUGCCCCUGUGGUCUAGGCUUUCGAUUACAUUUUCGAAUCCUCUCGAGAACCAAAAUUAUAGUCAAAAUUUGAAGUAUCUGCCACAGGACGAGCAUGCGGAAAAUGUGUUGCCGCUUUACAGCAAACUUUCCUUGGACAACCAAGAUUGGUUUGAUCGGCCAGAAACAAUCGCCUAGGUGCGCAUGUCUUUCCCAGGAGCAUUGCCUUUGGAGUCGGAGAAACCAAGUGGAAAUCAAGCAGUUGGCAAAGCUGGUGGGCUACAACCCCGAGGAAAUCGAUGGCUUUCUUUUUAAUCUUAGCCUACGGAACUAUAAUGAUCUGCUGAAACCCAAGAGUUAUAGAUGGGAUGGCUGCAAUGUGCCCCUAUGUUAUCCUUAUGUCUGUGAUCGGUACAUGGACAUAUUCGAUAAUCGUGGCAACUUACGAAAUCCCAUCCAUACAAGGAGCCUGGAUAGUUUACUUUCUCUACUGCAGGAUUACUUGAAUGGUGAUUCGCCUUAUGGUCGAAAGAACUCGCCUAUUGCGUAUCCUUACGAACAGCAGGGGAAACAUCCUUCAAGUAUCGAAAGUGAGAAAGUUUUAAGUGAAGACAUCGAAUUCAGCGAUUUACAAGGUAAGGGAUCAUCGGAUUGGAUCUAUCAGAUCCUUGGCAGUCCAAAGAAAUCGAAAAGCAAGGAAAAAACGACCUCCCACCGAGAACCGCAACCGGUGGAGAGUCCAGAACUAGGAUUUGAAUUAGAAUCAGAACCUCAAAAGGACAAAAUGUAUAGGAAAAGUAAGGCCUUUGGUCGGCACUCUGUUUUUCUUAAUGAUGAACUAGCCCUAGCUUAUGCCAAGUCUUAUGAUUAUGCGGAAUAUCUAAUGAAAACCAUGGGUCGACAUCGUUUUAGGGACAGCUAUAUAGGUCCUGUGGGAGAUUUAAGAACAGCACGCACUCGAAUUCUUAUAAGAGACUUAAUCGCAAGAAAGGGAAUGAAUAUAAGUGACAAAGAUUUAAGCAAGGCCUUAAAAAAGGUCGAUCUCGAGUGGAAAGGAUCGACACGUGCAGAUAAUAAACGUGAAAUGAAGACCGCACGGGAGAUUUCCAGGCUUUACAAUGCCAUUGUUCAGACGCCGUCAGAUGACUCUAUUAAUUGGGGAAUUAUAGGUAAUGUCAGGGAGAACUACCCAAAGGUUCCAAAAGCCUCGAAAUCUCCCAGAAAAUACUUUACCGGCCCAGACUCAUUGCUUUUCCACGAACCUUUUAAUCAAAAGAAGAACAGGACCGGGCAGCGGCGACAUUCAAGGCAUUCCCGGCUAAGUCCCGAUUACAAACUCUCAAGUGCAAGGAUAAAGCGAUAUAUAAACACAUCCAUCAAGCAACCUAUAGAGCAGGUCGAAGAAACGACUUCAAUUUAUUCGGCAAGGAGUGAUGUGUAAAGCUUGCAGAGACGAGAGUCUUAAGAUCCCUUGUCAGGUUAUUCCAAAUGUAUUUCAAAUCAUAUUAAACUAAAUGGGCAUAAUGUAAAA
This is a messenger RNA of Drosophila teissieri, 1563 nucleotides long. RefSeq lists its product as uncharacterized. The coding region runs from base 148 to 1473 and encodes 441 amino acids. The transcript has a single exon. NCBI's taxonomy places the organism in Eukaryota, Metazoa, Arthropoda, Insecta, Diptera, Drosophilidae. The record is from RefSeq and is a predicted model, not a curated record.